This is a messenger RNA of Scomber japonicus (chub mackerel), 698 nucleotides long. Its product is annotated as ras-related protein Rab-35. The record is from RefSeq and is a predicted model, not a curated record. Bases 25 to 654 code for a protein of 209 amino acids. The transcript is spliced from 6 exons. Gene Ontology annotation, cellular component: plasma membrane; endosome membrane. Lineage: Eukaryota; Metazoa; Chordata; Actinopteri; Scombriformes; Scombridae. Gene Ontology annotation, biological process: endocytic recycling. Gene Ontology annotation, molecular function: GTP binding; GTPase activity.
GGAUUUCAGUGAGAGGCCUUCCACAUGGCGGGAAAGGACUACAAUCAUCUCUUUAAGCUGCUCAUCAUUGGCGACUCCAAUGUGGGGAAAAGCAGUCUUCUUCUUCGUUUUGCAGACAACUCCUUCUCUGGCAGCUACAUCACCACCAUCGGCGUCGACUUCAAGAUCCGAACGGUGGACAUGGACGGGGAGCGAGUCAAGCUGCAGAUCUGGGACACGGCGGGUCAGGAGAGAUUCAGAACCAUCACAUCAACCUACUACAGAAACACACACGGAGUCAUCAUCGUCUACGACGUGACGAACCCGGAGUCGUUCGUAAAUGUUAAGAAGUGGCUCAACGAGAUCACCCAGAACUGUGACACCGUCUGCAAGAUCCUGGUGGGAAACAAGAACGACGACCCUGCCAGGAAGCAGGUGGAUUCCCAGGAUGCUUUGCGUUUCGGGGAGUCUGUUGGGGUUCGAGUGUUCGAGACGAGCGCCAAGGAGAACAUUAACGUAGAAGAGAUGUUCAUGGCGUUCACUCACAUGGUUCUUCGGGCCAAGAAGCAGAGUCAGAACCGAGCGGAGCGGGAACGCGAGCGGGAGAAAGACACGGUGAACAUCAACGCUCAGAGAGACCGGGACCGCCGGAAGAGAGGGAAGAAGUGCUGCUGAGACCAGAACCGGACGGCAGAGGACCAGGACGGCGCUUAACUGCU